AUGACGCACUCAUCUGAUUCAAUUCAAACCGUCGAAUGGAGAUGUCUCAAAUGCCGGGCCAUUCCCUGGGAUUGCCAGCAGUGGGAGUUAAAUCCCGCGACAGCGCUCCUAGAGCGGGAUUUACAGCUACAUCUUGACCACCACGACUCCUCCAUGGCCCUGGAGGCCUCGGCUGCUGCUGGAUGCGGUCUCUGUAUCAACUUGAGAGCCCGCGUCCUCCACUGGCUAUCAGACCGAGAUGAACUACCCAGUGGCCAGUGCAGGCUAUGGUUCCACAGGGGAGUCGACAUUCACUUCCAGAUCGGUGAUGACUAUCGUCAUGAGGUCUUUGAAGCCUUGGUGAGAUCUAAAUCGGCCACUUGGCUUCCUGAGUGGGACGAUACGCCCGGCCCUGCGCCCUCACCAAAAUCGUUUUUACCAGAAACAGCAGACGAUGACCUGAAACUCCUUGUGCGAGACUCGAUAAAGCCAUGGUUCAACGACUGUUUCAACGGCAAUCGACUUCACCGCAAGUGCAGGUACAAGUUCAAGAUGGACAAAAUCGGCGCCAUGCCCAAACGUCUGAUUGACGUAGGAGAUGGCCAAGACCCCAAAGCGAAGCUCGUCAUAUCAGAAGCUGAAUUUGGUCAAGCUCUUCCCCAGGAUGAGCAGGUCAGGUACUUGAUUCUCAGCUAUUGCUGGGGCAGUGGCAAUGAUCCGGCAAAGACAACUCGAGCCAAUCUGGCUAGUCGCCUCAAGCACAUCGAUGAAGCAGAGUUGCCAAAGACUAUCCAAGAUACGAUCAAGGUCACCCGGCUUCUUGGAUUUCGAUAUCUUUGGGUUGAUGCACUCUGUAUCAUUCAGUCUCAUGACGGUGACAACUACCAAGACGACUUCAAAGCCGAAGCGCCCAAGAUGGGAGCCUAUUACACCAACGCCGUGUGCCUCAUCUCGGCGCUCGGUGCCCCGGAUAGCAGCACGGGACUAUUUGUUCCACGACCAGCACACCGGUAUCCAACCUCCAGCUGCGUCAUCGGCUUUGACACACGCACCAACGAGUAUAUCCAUCUCCCGCCGCCACAGCGAACCUUGGCAGACGAAUUCGACACAUCGCCACUUCUCAAAAGAGGAUGGUGUUUUCAGGAGCGUCUUUUGGCACGCCGAAUCAUUUACUGGUCCAGAAACGGCGUGUUCUGGAACUGUGUGGGCGACAAUGCCACCAGAUCCGAGUUUUCCACUCGAUGUGACGAAUUCGCAACUGAUCCUCGAAUCUCCAACUCGUGCGUGUUUCACGGUGUUCAAGCCCCUGGAACUGAUUGGGGACUCCCGUGGGAGCCGUGGAUGGAUUACAUCCAUGAGUAUAGUUCCAAAGCCUUCUCAUUCGCCAAGGAUCGUCUCGUCGCAGUUCACGGACUUGGAAGUCGGCUUGCGGCCAUACAUGGAGGCGAGUACUUUGGCGGCGUAUUCAGCAGCCACAUCUCCUGGGGGAUCAUGUGGGAAGCUGAUCCGGAGAACGACGCCAGGAAGAAACUGGACUACUUCCCAAGCUGGUCGUGGGCAUCUUGCCAAUCUGAUCUGGGCGUCAUCAUCACCGAUACGACCAAACCCUGGGUUGAGUGUGCUACUUUCGGAGGGUUCCCAGCUGUGCAGGAUCCUCUCGACUUUCAACAGCCUGAGAAGAGGAUGCUCCGUCUCAAUGCCCCGCUUCUAAAGUUCAAGCCUGGUCAGUAUCAGCAAGGGGCGCACACCUCGUACGAUUUCGAAGUUGCAGGGGUACAAUUCAACGCCUACUACACUUACGAUACAUUGGACUUGGCACCAACUACUCAAGAAGAUCUCUAUAUCCUCGUCAUUCUCCUCGGGAGGGUUCAGAAGGGCAUUCUGCUUCGCGCUAAAGGAAAUAUGUAUGAACGUGUUGGUUAUACUUCACUUUUCUACAUGGGUGGACCAAAGGGUUUCAAGGAACUGAGCUUCUGGGAUGGCUUUCGGGUUGAUAUAGAGAUUGUGUGA
This is a messenger RNA of Fusarium keratoplasticum, 1989 nucleotides long. Its product is annotated as HET domain-containing protein. Bases 1 to 1989 code for a protein of 662 amino acids. The record is from RefSeq and is a predicted model, not a curated record. The transcript has 2 exons. Lineage: Eukaryota; Fungi; Ascomycota; Sordariomycetes; Hypocreales; Nectriaceae.